This is a messenger RNA of Xyrichtys novacula (pearly razorfish), 7252 nucleotides long. NCBI's taxonomy places the organism in Eukaryota, Metazoa, Chordata, Actinopteri, Labriformes, Labridae. The record is from the annotation of a GenBank genome assembly.
CAACUAAACUUGGAUCCACUUAGACAACAAUAUUUUACUCUGUUGCUUCCCUCCAGACAUGGACUGUAAAAGAAACUCUAGCACAAAGACUGGUUCCUGAGGAGGUUAGAGGUUUUCUCACUUUUUUUCUCCACGUCUCUUUCUUCUCAGGAUUCCUCUUUGUUGCUGCAGAAACAGAUGCUUCUUCCUGUUCAGCUGAGAGUGAAUCACUCUCACUGUAGUUUUGUGUGUAAAGGACUUCUGUUUGAUGUUUCUGCAGACUGUUGACUUUACAGACUCUUGCUGAUGCUCAGGAAGGACUCUGUUUGAUCAGAACGAUUGCAGAUUUUAUUUCAGGUAAUUAUCAUUUUAUCUCAGAUUUGCUCCAAUAGUGUGUCAAGAUAAAUGUAAUCUUCUUCAGUUUCUUUUUUGGUUCACUUUUGUGUUCACUAUUUUGUAUGAAGUUGUCCCAGGAUUACAUUUGGACCGGUCUUGUGACACUUAAGUGUCAAAGUACACAAUCCAGAAAUAGCCUUUACUACCACUGUGGUGUGAGUAGUGUGUGUAGUUCCACUGUAUAAUUUCAGAAAUCACAUGAUGACUUUUACCCAGAAAUGGAGAUAAGUUUAUAUGUAGCUGUUAUAAUCCAAUAGAACAAGUUUAGUGGUACAAACUGAGAUCAAAAAAUAUUAUACUUUUGAAGAGCUUGGACCAUGAUUGCAUUUUGUCUACAGGACUUCUUGACUGAACUGAAGCCAACUCACCAUGUCCUGUGAAUCAGACCCUUACAUCUUCUCCACGGAUGCCUUACCCAGCGACCUGCGCUUCCUCCCCCCUCUGGCCAACGGUCUGCUGGGAUGGAGGGUGUACAACAAUAUCAUGCACAUGGGUGGCGUGUAUAACGGCGAGGGUGGACGCUGUCAUCGUGCGGAUGUUCCCUGCCCUCUAGCUGUGAGGGUUGAGGUAGAGGAACCGGUCCAGCACAUGUACAGCAUGGACACCCACACAGGUAAUCUCUCCAGUGUUUGACUGUCCGGGUGUCAGGACUUCUGUUGGAGGUGGUCCCGUUUCUUGCUGCUAAGUUCUUCAUCUUCACAUUCAGGUGUUUUUACCCACACACUGAGCUCAGCGAGUGUGGCUGUGUCGCAGUCCUUGUAUUCACAUCGUUACUACUCCAACCUGAUGGUGAUGGAGGUUCUGAUGGUGCGUCAGGUGGCAUCAGAAGAACCAAUCACUGUGCAGCUGGUCAGUUCCUUCUCUCCACAGAGCAAAGACAUUGUAUUUGAGUCUGGACCUGAUUACAAAGGUGGAAGGUAAGAUCCACAAAAAUCAAGUGUACAGUUCACACUGUUUGACACUGACUGCCUUUAUGGCUUUCACCCUCAGCCACAUCCAAGGAAAGACGAACAGCGCCGAGUACCCAGGAGGUUUCUGUCCUGAGGUGCACCUUAUCUGGACACCCAUACCUACCUCUCUGACACUUCUUCCAGAGCAGAGCCAGGCUCGCUGGGGCUUCAUCCUGAUCGUGGCCAACAGUUUAAAUACUGCAGAGAUGAAUUUCGAUGAGGGCCUGAAUCUGAUGGCGACUGGUAACCUGCGCCCAGCUCAUGAAAAAGCCUGGAAGGAGCUGUGGCUGCAGAGCAAGGUGGAGGUGGUGGGGUCAGAGAGCCUCUGCAAGGCUCUGAUUGGCUGCUUGUUCUACCUCCUCAGUGCUUUCCCCUCCAUACAUGACACUUCCGGGUCUUUUGGUGGGGUCAGUCCAGGCGGGUUGUCUAAUGGUGGGGACGGUCAGGACUACUGGGGCCACGUUUUCUGGGACCAGGUACGGCUAGCAGCAGCGGAUGAUUGGCUUGGUUGUAUGAUGUGUCACACAACAAUUCUGCUGUCUUGUUGUAGGACAUUUGGAUGUAUCCUGGCAUAGCUCUUUUCUAUCCAAAGCUAGCCCGAUCUGUGCUGGAGUACAGGGUAGGAACUAUCGAUGGUGCUAAAGACAACGCCCAAAAGCAAGGCCACAAGGUAUGAUUAUCAUUAGAAAACUCUGUGUCACCAUUGCAGCUCAUCAUUCGAGUAUGUGCACACCUCUGCAAUGAGACAAACACAUUUCUAAUGAAGGCAAAAGAGCUGGUCUCCAGGUUUUUUUUUUCCUUAUUUGCAUGUAGUGCUUUGAGUAAAAAUCUAAAGCAUGGAAAACCGGACAGCCUAGCUCCAUUCAGAGUUUUACAAAAUAUGCCCGCCAGUGUACAACCAGAAUACAAAGAAUUUGUGGCUUCUGGUUUUGGUUCACAUACUAUAAACCAAAAGGCUGCAUCACAGGCUGAGACUUGUGGAACUAUUUGUUUCCGUGUUUAGAUCAAACAUCUUAGAUAUACGGGAAGAUCUUUAAAGAUUGAUAUGUUACCUUUGGGUUAAGCUUGACUGGCUGUUUCCCACAGCUGUAAAUCUUUUAUGCUCAACUUUGACUUCUUGCUUUAUCCUCCGACAUGAGAGAGGGGUUAUUUUUUAUUAAAAUCCUCACAAGUACAACGAAGUAAAUGGCAACUAUAUGACAAAACCAAAGUGUGCCAUAAACUUUAAGAACAUAACUUAUAUAGAACAUAUCUAAAAGUUCGCUUGGUUACCUCUGAUCUGAUCUUAAAAAAAGUACUUCAAAACCUGGGAAAAAAUCACAGAAAAGCUUACUUUACUACUAAGAGACAUGAACAUCACAGCACAAAAACAGCCAUUUUUAUCUGUGGGCUUAUCUUAUGACAUUUGACUGGGAGGAAGUGUUUAACAAUGAAAACGCAAAAUUCAACUGAACCCAACAGUUUGGCGUAGAUGUUUUUGUUGUUUAUUCUUCUAUUAGAGUCCCUGUUUUGCAUUGAACAAAAAUGAUUGUUUGAGUUGUUUGACUCUAAAAGAGAAAUUUGAUCUGUACAGGGGCUGAAGUUCCCGUGGGAGAGUGCUGUUUCAGGCAGAGAGGUGUGUCCAGAGGACAUCUACGGACAACAAGAGAUUCACAUAAACGGAGACGUCACCCUGGCCUUCCAACACUAUCUCUACCUCUCCGAGGUGCACUGUUUAAUGUCCACUCACCAGUACUGUGCGCUGUUUCACUCCAGGUAAUGAUACUGACUGAAGUCUUUGUUACAGGAUCUGUCCAUGUUCACUGAGGGCAGGGGCAGUGAGGUGGUUUAUGGUGUGGCUGAUUACUGGGUUUCUAGAGCAACACUCAACCCUGAGGACCAGAAGUACCACCUUCUCGGUAAAAACAUGAUUAUAAAGACAACAAAUCUAUGAUAUUUAUUCAGCUUUACACCAGAGGAGAUCUCUGGAAGAACUCUUACAAUAAAACUCAAUUGAAGCUCAACUUCACUCUUUAAAGUUUCUUGUUUUUCUUUUCUUAAAUAUUUUAGGACUUUUUUUAGAUAUUUUAAAUUUGAUAUUAAAACACACUUCUCAUUGUCCCAUGUAGGAGUUAUGCCCCCUGAUGAAUACUACUACAAUGUCAACAACUCAGUGUACACAAACACAGCGGCCAAAAUCAGGUAACAGGGAUGUGACUUUACUUUGCAGUGCAGAUGAAUAUGAAUACUGCUGCCAAAUACAGUUUCUCAUCUUUCAGUUUACAGUUUGCUGUCGAGCUGGCGGCCCUUCUUCAUCAUCCUGCACCAAAGGAGUGGCAAGAAGUGGCAGAAAACCUUGUAAUACCUUUUGACCAAGAAAAACAGUACCACCCCGAGUUUGACGGCUACACUAAAGGUGAAUUUUUGAAAUGGGCCUAUAUAAGAGGAAUUCUAGAGUUUAGAGCUCUGUGUGAGGGUGUAUUUGGGCCUCUUUCAGGUAAUCCAGUUAAACAGGCAGAUGCAGUAAUGUUGGGCUAUCCUCUGGGAUUGCCAGUAACCCCGGAGAUCAGGAGAAAUGACCUGGAAGCGUAUGAGCCGGUAACAGAUCCUCAUGGUCCAGCCAUGACGUGGGUAAGAUAUGGCAUGUUGAUACAUCUGUUUGAGAUUUUUGGGAGGAUUUGGAGUCUAUUUUGAAAAACUACAGGAUACUGGAAAAUUAGGGGUAGGGGUUUAAAUGAAGGGAGGGAUUGUGCUUUACAGUACUUAAAUUUUACAUGAGCAUUUACUGCAAAGUGUACCCAAUUUUUUACGUUUUACAAAGAUGUAAGUUUCAAAACUCGUCUUAGGUUGUAAUGAGAGUUAAGUUUCUCCUUUAUGAGUUGGUUGCUUGUAGUGUAAAAAUGUUUUGCAGUGUUUCUGUUCACUAUAAAAUCCUGUUAUUUGUGUCCUUGUAUUUAUGCACCAAUAUGUUUAAUUCCAUUUGAAGGGUAUGUAUGCUAUUGGCUGGCUGGAGCUGGGGGAGGCAGAAAAGGCACAUGGCUUACUUGGGAAGUGCUACAGCAACAUUCAGGGUCCAUUUCAGGUAUCCAUCAGGCUCACAUAUGCUGACACCAGACUUGUUUAUGCAUUCUAGUACCUAGAGAGCAUCUUAUUUAAUCUCUCCUCUGUAGGUGUGGAGUGAGUCAUCUGAUGGAUCUGGAGCUGUCAACUUUCUCACGGGUAUGGGAGGAUUCCUGCAAGCUGUGCUGUUUGGUUACACCGGCUUCAGGUUAGAAGGAGGGAGGACUGCACCACUGAAAAUGAAUACAGCAUGUUCGCAGUAACACAAAGUUUGAGCUGAAAAUCUGUUUUUACUAGGGUUCAAAGGGAAUGCUUGGCAUUUUCCCCGCUUCUUCCCAAGGACAUCUCUGAGCUCUGUGUCCGUGGUGUGAACUACCUGGGCAGCCAGAUGGACUGGCUAAUAAGAAAAGAUGAAAUUUGUGUCAUUCUGAGGGAACAGGAUAGCAACUCCAACACCAAGUUGUACGAUCUACAGGUGGUCCUGAGGGCAUCAGGAACGAAAAUUCCUCUCAACCCAGGUAUUAUACAGUCCAAAAUAGUCACAAAUCAAAAAGUUCCACACAGGAGGAGCUUUAAGUUGUUUAACUUGUUGUUUUAGACAUUGUCAAAUAUGCUUGUUCUUCAGGUCAGCCAACAACUUUUCCUCGAGAGCCUGGAUGUGUUUGUAAAGCAAUGUCAACAUCCUCCUGUUGGCCUUUCUGAAACCUCAUCUGUGAGCUUCCUAAUCAUCUCAUGAAGCCAGACUGGAAGAUGUGACACCAAUUUAUUGAGGGGUCUGGCUGCAGACCUCCACUGUGAGGACCUGCUCCACUGAGAGGACCCGAGGUGACAUCUUUUCUCACGCGCUCUAGUUCGUUUGAAGUGGUCAUGCCAAAGUGUAUUUUCUCUCUGUUGAACAUGUGAAAACACAAAAAAUCAUAUAUACACAUAAAAUAAAGCCUCAAUAAAUAAUAUAUAUUCACACAAGACAAAAAAUACAUACUUCCUAGUCUUAUCACUUUUAAUUUGGAAGGCUGCGAAUCAACUUCUGAUGCAAAAAAGACAUACUCCUGGUAUAUUUGCUCUUAUUUUGAAAGGCUUCAAAUCAACUUCCGGUCUGCACAGUGACGGUGGGUCCUCACAGUGGAGGUCUGAAACUAAGGGUCCUGACUAUGAAGGUCUGCAGCCAGACUGUCUUGAAUUUAUUUGAUCUGGCAACUUCUUAUAUUUUUUCACCAUUCUUCAUAGAUCAAGAGAGAAUCAUGCAGUAUUCUUUUUUUGAAUGUGAUUAUAUCUUAUUACUUAUAGACCUGCCUCUUGCUGCAUGAAUGUAAGUUAUACAUGGUUUAAUGUAAAGGCAGCGUGGACAGUCUGCUCCUGUUUUUAUACUACAUCAUGUCUUAGGACAAAGCUACUAACUUCCCCACUACAUUUGCUUGACACAGCCAACCUCUCAGGGUCCAUCCUGUUUCUGUGUUGAGGUGAUAUGUGAAGGGGAUGCAGCAGUGUAAUUCUUUUGCUGGAUGACAUAUAAAGCUCCUUACUUUCAGGGACCUAAAAACAGUCUAUAGCUGUUAAAAUGACAUCAUUUUUCUACUUUAAAUUAAUCUGUCCAAAUUUGUAUACCAGCACUUUCCUACUGUCAGAAUUUCUCAUGUGUAAAAUUACUUUUUCAUGUGCAUUGUUUCAAAAGCAAGCCAAUUACACUAAUACAAACUCAUAAUAUUCAGUUUUAGGACAAUUGUCCUUUGUGUCCAUCUAUCAAGAGUUAGCAUUUUUUUUGUAAUCAUGACAAUAAAAAUGUGUUUUGCAUACUUUUGUGUCAAGAGGAUACUCAUUUUUCUUUUUGGUUUGUCUCCGAAAAAUGUAAAUAUGCCACCUACUCAAACGGGGGUUGAUCCAGAGGGAGGCCAGAGGUGGCCACGGCCAUCGAAGUGGCCUCACCUUGAUCCUUAACUCUUAUUGGCUCUUUCCAUUGUCUUAGGCAGGACUUUUAUUAAAUUCCCCACUGGGCUGUGUUGUAACAGGAUAAGUGUGGCUUACUCUAUUCUAGGGUAGCACAUUUUCAUUUGUCUAUAUUGCGACUUCGGGACAUCUUCAUAUUGAUCCCUGGUGUUGUAGAUAAGACUCCUGCUUCUCAAUGGAAUGAUUACAGGUUUCAAAUCCUGGAAAAGGACAGUUUGUGUCCUUUUCCAGGACAUCACUCUAUAGCCACAAAUAAUGCUCAGAACAGCACCUAACUUCAUCAACAGUACAUAUAGGGUCCCAGCCAUAGCACAAGCCACCAAAAAUAUUUUUAAUUUUGCCUAAUUUCUUUAGCAAAGAGACUAAACACAACUCACCAUCUCUCUUCCAGCAGCCACUUGUUUGUAACAAGACCUCAGGCCAGUCCAUUACGGAGUGCUGCGGAGUGACGCAGCUCAAGGGAGAACAUUUCAAGGCAAAGGCAAAGUUAAAAAGAUUUUUGGUGGCUAGGACCCUAUAUGUACUGUUGAUGAAGUUAGGUGCUGUUCUUAUUUGUGACUAGAGAGUGGUGUUUUGAUUGAGCGUGUGGUUCUCUGUAUUGCUAUCUGCGGUCGGUACUUAGGUUGGUAUAAGUAGAGAAGCAAGCAGUCAGCAACAUUCAUCGCUCGAGGGGGUGUCUAACUCAGUGUUAUGGUGUGUUUGACCAUAACUUAAAUUUACACCGGGAUAUUCCUUUAAUGUUGAUUAUUUUUAGCAGUCUAUUCUUUAUAAGACUGAUUGUAAUUACUAAAUCAAAUUUUCAUAUUUAAUGCUACUAAUCAUAGUUUCACUCAGUGUUGAUAUGCUGUCUUCUUUGACAUUGGUUUAACUUCAGUUUUUGGUUUUUAUAUGCGUAUACUCCAUGAUAAUUCCUAAAAUCUAUCAAAAAGUAUUCCUAUAGUCCA